UUUUCAAGCAGUAUCAUGGCUUGGGUCGUUUAUUUUUUAAUUUAUUUUAUUUCUUGCAGAUUACCUAAAUUAUGAGAUUUCACUCUAUUGAUUCCAUGGAAGAUCUUCAAUAGAUCUUUUAGGGUAAAAUGGUUUAAGUAAGUUUUGUGAACGAUUAUGUAACACAAAAACUAUACGUAUAUACAUAAAACAAUAUUAUUACAUUCUUUACCUACUCUGUGCAGUGUGUAAUUGUGUACUCGAUGACGACGCUGUCAACGUUGCAAAAAUGCAAUCAAUGCCCAGUUCUUUAAUUAAUCUUUAAUAUCAGUGGUGAAACAGUGAACAUCAAAGUAGUCCACCAUGUCGAGCAGCAGGGCGCCGUCCCUGAAGCCCCUCGUCUCCAACACGAGGAUCAUGUUCAGUCUGCUCCCGGGACUCGGGGCUAUGAUCAUCUUCCGCAUGGCCAUCCAUCUGUACAGACCGGACAUCGAAGACGCAGAGCAUCGCGUGAGGGACCAUCCCUUCGAACAUCUAUACGAGUGCUACGAUUUCAUCAUAGUCGGAGGUGGAUCGGCAGGAUGUGUUUUAGCUGAUCGACUUUCAGAGAACCCCCAAUGGAAUGUGCUGUUACUGGAAGCCGGACAAGAUGAGAAUGUUCUAUCAGAGGUACCAGUGAUGUUCCCUGUUCUUCAAACUUCUUCUAUAGAUUGGCAAUUUGUAACGGAACCUAGUGAAGAAUAUUGCUUAAGCAUGUUGGAUAAGAGAUGUAAGUGGCCGCGCGGCAAGGUACUCGGAGGAUGCAGCGCGAUAAAUGCGAUGCUUUAUAUCAGGGGAAACAAACGCGAUUACGACAACUGGGAAGCGAUGGGGAAUCCAGGCUGGUCUUACAAAGAAGUCUUGCCAUAUUUCUUAAAAUCUGAAAACAUGGCCAUUCCCGAAUACAAGGAGAACCCGUACCAUGCUACAGAGGGCCGGCUUACAGUUGAAUAUUUUAGGUACGAACAGCCAAUAACAAAGAAAAUUCUAGAAGCGGGCCAGGAACUAGGAUACAAUAUUUUGGAUGUGAAUGGAGAGUAUCAAACGGGAUUUACACGGUCACAUGCAACUGUGCGCGAAGGUCUCCGAUGCAGCGCCGCAAAAGCGUUUUUAAGACCGGCAGCCAAAAGGCCUAACCUACAUGUAAGUGUGCAUUCUUUAGUGGAAAAAAUACUUAUUGACGAACAUAAAAGAGCCUACGGUGUUAAAUUUGUAAAACACGGAAUUCAAAAGAUUGUAAAAGCAAGAAGAGAAGUAAUCUUAUCAAGUGGUGCUAUACAAUCUCCUCAACUGCUGAUGUUGUCAGGAAUCGGUGACGCCGAGCAUUUAAAAGAGCUAGGAAUUCAUCCAAUAGCAAAUCUCCCUGGUGUAGGGCAAAAUCUACAAGACCAUGUUGCGAUGGGCGGCAACUCUUUUCUUUUUGAUAAUCCGUACACGAACGGAACUGACUAUUGCUUCAAUUUGAACAGUGUAUUUAGUAUUGGCAGUUUAAUUGAUUUUUCAAUACAUAAGUCAGGACAACUGUACAGUAUGAUGGAAGCAGAAGCGAUGGCAUUUGUGAACACCAAGUAUCAGGAUCCGAGUGAAGAUUACCCAGAUAUUCAAUUGUUUAUAGCUCCAACAGCAGAUAACAUGGAUGGAGGGAUAUUUGGCAAACGAGCAAACGGAUUGACAGACGAGACCUAUGCCGAACUUUACGAGGAUAUUUUAUUCGAAUCUUCGUUUUCUGUUGUGCCUUUACUGCUGCGACCUAAAAGUAAAGGGUUUUUGAAGCUGAGGGAUUCAAAUCCUUAUUCGCCGCCGCGUAUAUAUCCCAAUUACUAUAGUCAUCCAGACGAUGUAAAAGUUAUGACGGAGGGGGCCCGUAUAGUGGCAGCGCUAGCCGAGCAACCAGCGCUCCGCCUCCUGAAUACCCGCCCGAACCCCAACAGGACUCCAGGGUGCGCCAAGCACGAGUUCCUCUCCGACGAACAUCUGGAGUGCGUGGCGCGGCACCACACGCUGACCAUCUACCAUCCUGUGGGCACUUGCGCUAUGGGGCCGGCGGAUGAUCCAGAUGCCGUUGUCGAUCCCAGGCUAAGGGUUUAUGGUGUUAAAAACCUACGUGUCGUAGAUGGCAGCAUCAUGCCCAAGAUUGUCAACGGUAAUACCAACGCACCGAUCAUCAUGAUAGCAGAAAAGGCUUCAGACAUGAUCAAAGAAGACUGGUACAAUAAUCAAGAUGAACUCGCUGACUGCACCGUACAACAGUACAGACAACAUCAAUCGAAACACUCCGAGGACCAAGGACCCGCUAAAGUUGACCCCUAUAACAAAAACUCUACUAAAGAUGAUUCCGUGAACGAAGAACCUACUAGAAUAGAUCUAAUUCGCCCCGAUUUUUUCAAUGAAACAAGUCAUCUGUUCCCCAACUUACCCAGUGAUACACAUUAUGCUACGCGUAAAACCAAAAACGAUAACAAAAGUCCUGCGGCUCGUGAAAACGAACCAAAACACAAAGAACCUGAUAUGAAAAGUAGCCCCACCAAAGUUAACUUGAACAACAUAGACCCAGUGUUGCAGUUAGUAUAUCCACCUGAGUAUUUUGUGAACCAACCGACCAAGUAUAACCUUCCGAAGUUUCAGCCAUACCCAUACAAACCUGCUAAUCUGCUUAAGCCUAAGAGGCCGAAUCACCGAUUACUACCACAUACCAACCCGCUUAAAUGGUAUAAACCUACAUACUAUCGACCAACACCAAUAAAGAGACCGUCGCUUUUUAUUAAUCCGUACGAUUACCCGAUAGUGGAAAAGGAGGAGCCAUUUUAUGAGACAGAAGAAAUAAUAACGCCCAAGGGUCAGAAAAGUUGUAGAAUAUGGUUAUAUUAUGAUGGCCUUAAAUACGAAGUAACCUUGUAAGUUUACGAGUUAGAAACCUAGAAAGUCACAAAAUACCAUUACUAGACAAAAAACUUGGUUGCGGCAUAAACUCUAAUCUAUUUAUCUAUUUUAUCUGCUCACAUAUCAUAAAAAAAUCGGAUCCAUUAUACUCUGGCACAGCGACCUUGUUAGUAGAAAAUUUGAAUUUCGUGCCUUUUUCUACUGUCAAGUUGGGUGUGUUUCAGUAUAUUUUUCGCUCAGUUCACUGUAUUUACGCUCAGGGUAGACGACAUGCCUACGCGUUCCGCGAUACGCACGGUUUAUGAAUGCACUUUUUAAAAAACAAGUUUGAUGCGGUCGCGAUCCUCACAAAUAAGGGAACAUGAAAACCUGUACAUUUUCAUAUUUCCUUUUUUAUUUAUUUAUUGCAGUUAUACUUAUUAUCAGGUAUUUUGCUUAUAAGUUAGCGCCACUAAAGAGUAUUACGUUAAUGCGUGGAUUGGCCACUAAAACGCUAUAUUAUGAGCGCACCUAACAUCGAAUUUACUAGCAAUAGUUAUUUUUGCCCCAGUGUAAACUUGGCUUACUUGACCUAAUCCCAGUUUUUCAUAAUAAGUUAUUUAGUAUGUUUAGUUAGAUUAUGAUUGUUUUAUAUUAAACAAUAAAUUAUUCAAAAUAC
Molecule: messenger RNA, 3556 nt
Organism: Cydia pomonella (codling moth)
Lineage: Eukaryota; Metazoa; Arthropoda; Insecta; Lepidoptera; Tortricidae
Product: glucose dehydrogenase [FAD, quinone]-like
Exons: 3
Coding region: 343-2916 (857 amino acids)
Molecular function (GO): oxidoreductase activity, acting on CH-OH group of donors; flavin adenine dinucleotide binding
Source: RefSeq, a predicted model, not a curated record